Phytophthora nicotianae INRA-310 is the source of this 2161-nucleotide messenger RNA. RefSeq lists its product as hypothetical. The record is from RefSeq and is a predicted model, not a curated record. The transcript has 6 exons. Lineage: Eukaryota; Oomycota; Peronosporomycetes; Peronosporales; Peronosporaceae. Gene Ontology annotation, molecular function: protein binding. The coding region runs from base 1 to 1617 and encodes 538 amino acids.
AUGGCGGACGAAGCGACGGAGCAGCUUGUGGUGCGGCUCCAGACUCUCUAUCGAGCUCGUCGUGCACGCCGUGAAGCGGUCGAGUUGGCCAACAGCUCGUACCUUAAAUGCUGGGAUGCUGUGAGUGGGUUAGCGUACUACUGCAAUUUACGCACAGGUCUGUCGUCUUGGAAGAAGCCACUACUAUUGGCUGCUCGAGACCCCGUCGAGGCACCAGAAGACACGCUCGAAGCUCCGGUAGAUUCGAAUUCUGACCCAAGCGUCCAAUUGAGCCCGAAAGUUCGACAACAGCGACGUGAAGAAAGUUUGACUUUUAAGAAGAAAUGUGAGGAUGAAAAGCAAAGGCUGAUGCUUCGACAUCGUCGAAAGAUUGCUCGUGCCAUGCGACGCUUUGAGAAGAAUAUGCUGGACGAGAAGAGUAGAAAUCGACGAGAACGACAAACUAAACUGAAGAACGAUAACGAGCAGCUUUUACGAGACCUCUAUGCAGGCAAAAAGAAAGAAAAUGUGCAGACUAUCCGUGAAGCAGCGAUGCGAGGCAACUUGGAUCGAGUUGGAACGUUACUAGAUAUGGGCUUCAGCGCUGACGCCGAGAGUGCUAUGGGAUUGACUCCACUACUCGCAGCGUGUCAGAGCGGCCAUUUAGAAGUUGUCCGCCGUUUAUUGUCAAGUGGAGCUAGUGUAAACCAUGCACAUAUAAAGACAGGUCGGACGGCGCUGAUGGAAGCUGCCAGCCGUGCGAAACCACCAGUCUUAAAGGAACUUCUACGAUACGGUGCUCGAAUUCACGUGGAGGACGAACAGGGCGAGACGGUGUUCGACUGCAUGAAAGACGCUGCGAAUCGACUGAUCAUUGAGCGGGCAUGUCAAGUCUGGUGCAGUGAGAACGCUGCUCUAUUCCCAACAGAAUUUAGGCAAGUCUCGCUUGUUUACGCACUAAUCAGGAAGCGACAGCGAGAUAUGUACGAAGCCGAAAAAGUAGCAACACGUAGAGAACUGACCCAAUUAAAGCAGACACUUCAGCGGAAAUGUGUCGAGGCAAAAGUCCGCUAUGAUCAGGAUAUACGGGGAAGCAGCUUCGAGCCUACACUCAUGCGGAGACUUUCAGCGAUGGAAAUUGCCGACUCUCGAUACGAUACUGAGCGUCGUGUAGUGCUGCUAGAAAUCCAAGAUGCAGUCGACAGACUUCGCGACAGUGAACGGCCCUAUUUUAUACCUGAAGCAGCCAUACUAAACAUCCUGUCGUUCUGUGCUCGACACUGGUUUGAAGCUGAUUCUCAGCGACCGCGGCCAACGAAGAGAAAGAAGAAAACUCGCACCAAUUCUAGACUUGUCAUCCUUUCAAAUGUCGUUCCAAAUGCUCUUCGACCACCACCAGAUCAGCUUCCAGGAGAUCUCGAAGCAGAAUGGUGCUCCUUCCAACACACUAUUAAGGAACAUUGUGAUCAACUUGAGGCAGCAAUUAACAACGAGCACUUUGACGUGGCGAAUGGCGUCUCGAGAGAUGCAAACGGGAAUAGUCUCGCAACGCUCGACGUUUUCGUCGAGCAAGGGGAGAAUCUACCCUACCGCGAUCCGCGAAUUGGUGACUUGGUACGACACCGUAUCGUAGCCUGAAGAUACAAUUUGUUUAACAUUGUGUCGUCUAAAUUUCCAGAUCGACCCUUAUGUGCGUGUCUUCCUAAGAUCCACUUCAGUUCUUGAAAGCAGUGAAGUAUUCAAGUCGGAAAUGCGCAUCGCUGACCGCAAUCCGGCGUGGGAAUUCUGUUGUCAGAUUCCAGCCGUGCCUUCGAUCCGGAAGGAACUCGACAUCCAAAUUGUAGACGCAAAGCGAGAAGACAUCGCAGGUGAAGUGACGAUAUCGUUGCGCUCUCUCUUAGACCAGAAAGACCACAAAGACUGGUACAUGAUGCCUCCAACACUGCGCCAGCAAAUUCUCGAGAAAAAACCACGUGAACAACCGGCGCGAAUCCGUGUGAGUGUAAAACUAACCCACACAAAGUCCAUCGUGCUCACCCGCGAGCUUCAGCACCUACUAAAAACCCGCGAAGUACUUGUAAAAAAACGUCGAGAUAUUAUCCAGAACGCUCUUCAAACCCGACUACACCAAUUGCCAUAGUUUUAACUCCAAAAAAACUAAAAUGUCUGAUCUAUUCCUCGA